This is a messenger RNA of Achroia grisella, 2949 nucleotides long. RefSeq names its product RNA polymerase-associated protein Rtf1 (gene Rtf1). NCBI's taxonomy places the organism in Eukaryota, Metazoa, Arthropoda, Insecta, Lepidoptera, Pyralidae. The record is from RefSeq and is a predicted model, not a curated record. Gene Ontology annotation, molecular function: DNA binding; RNA polymerase II C-terminal domain phosphoserine binding. Gene Ontology annotation, cellular component: Cdc73/Paf1 complex. Bases 96 to 2450 code for a protein of 784 amino acids. The transcript is spliced from 19 exons.
UUCGACAACUUCAGAAAAGAAAAAACCAAGCUAUCACAAUUUUUUACAAUUAUCUAUACAUUCGUACAGUUUUUUGACUUUCACAGUGUUUUAAAAUGGCUAAAAGGAAAAAUAAGCCGUUAAUCGACUCUGAUUCCAGUAGCGAAUGUUCAGAUUUAGACUCGCAAUUCCUGAACUUGGCAAAGAAGAAAAAGAAAGGUGAUUCACCACCACCUUCCAAAUCUAAGGGACAGUCAUCGGACAGUGAAUCUGAAUGGGAUGAUGAUGAUAAUAAAAAGAAAUCCAAAUCAUCAUCAUCAUCCAGCUCAGGGUCCGAAAGUGACGCCGGCAGUAACGCGUCGAGUAAAAAAUCAACAGGUCAAUCAAGAAGCAGUAGGAAGGCAUCAUCAGAACAUUCAGAUGACGCAAGAAAGAAACCAGAACCUAAGAAGAGUGAACUGAGACAGAGUACAGAUAGUGCUGGAUCAGGAAAGAAGAAAGAUGUGUAUAGUGAGCCUGAAGAAGGUGAAGUGUCGUCACAUUCAUCCGACAAUGACUCCCUUGAUUCUGAAGAAGAGUUUAAUGACGGCUAUGAUGAGAAUCUCAUGGGUGAUGAAGAAGACAGAAAACGUCUGGCGGCCAUGUCUGAAAAGGAGAGGGAGCAGGAGAUAUUCAAAAGAAUCGAGAGGAGGGAUCUGCUGAAGACCAGAUGGGAGAUAGAACGGAAGCUGCGUCUCGCGAAACGUACAGCCGCGGAACGUUCUGCUUCACCAGGGGAGAUCGCACGGAGACGAGACGCAAGGAAACGCAGGAAAGCCAUGCGCGACUCCCGCCAACGGGAGAAGGAGAAGGAGAGGCAACGACUGGAGAAACGUGAAACUGAGGAUGACCAGCCUAAAGAGCCGGAAGUAGAGAAAGACAAUACACCACCCAGUCCCGGAGAAAUUCUCGACGAUGCUAAAGAUGCAGAGUCGUCAGAACGCGCGGCGAGUCCGCUCUUCGGUGCGAAGACAGAACGAAAAAGGAACGUGGACGAUCGACGGCAGAACGCUAUGGCAGCCCUACGAGCGCAACGUGACGCCAGGGCUACCAGGGACGAGCACAACCGACAGCGGAGGCGCCUCGAGGAGGAGAAGAACAAGGACAAGGAGGACGACGAUGACGCAGAUGCAGAAAUCAUUGGUGGCACCAGCAAACAGAGCGUCAAGUUGAAAGCAUCCGAUAUAUACUCGGACGAUUCCGGAUCAGAUUCAGAGGACAACAAAUCUCAAGGCCGCCGCAGUUCAACAAGUUCUUCCUCGUCGGGCGGAGAAGAAGAGGAAAAGAAACGUGAAGAAGUUGAAAUCAAAUAUGCGGACACACGGGAGCAGAUAAACAAACUUAGGUUAAGCAGGUUCAAACUAGAGCGGCUGGUACACUUGCCGUUCUUCGCUCGUGUCGUCACCGGGUGUUACGUGAGGAUCGGGAUAGGGAACAACAAUGGAAAUCCAGUGUAUAGGGUUGCAGAAAUAAUCGACGUGUACGAAACGGCAAAAGUGUAUAACUUGGGCAGUACGAGAACAAACAAGGGUCUCAAGCUGCGACACGGCACCCAGGACCGGGUGUUCAGACUGGAAUUUGUUAGUAAUCAGGAAUUCACAGACAGCGAGUUUCAAAAAUGGCAUAAAGCUAUAAAAGAGGCCAAUAAGAAACCACCCACAAUGGACUUCGUUAGAAAUAAGAUUAGUGAUGUAAAGGAAGCACUUAUGUAUGAGUUUAAGGAAGAAGAUAUAGAGAAAAUGGUAGCAGAGAAGGAGAGGUUUAGAGCGUACCCAACCAAUUAUGCCAUGAAGAAAACACAGCUGAUGAAAGAGAGGGAUGUGGCACAACUCAGAGGCGACGAUGAACUUGUCAUGGAUUUGAAUGCGAAGAUCCAAGAGCUGGAAGACCGUGCCAACCAACUGGACAAGACGAGGACAUCCUCAAUACAAAGUAUUUCGUACAUUAACAAUAGAAAUAGGAAACUCAACGUCGAGACUGCUGAGAAGGCCAUCAUGGAAGAGGUUAAAGCUAACAAAGGUAAAAAGACUGACGACCCGUUCACCAGGCGGCACACGAAGCCGGUUAUGAAUUUCAAAUCACACCAGGGCAACAGGAGCCAGGAACUGUUAAGGAAUGAAGAAGCAGAAUUGGAAGCGCAGAAACAGAGAGAAAAAGACGAGAGGAUGGCUAAAGAGAGACAGGAGAAGGAGAGACUUGUUGCACAAGAACAAGAAGAUAAAACAAAAAUUAAGGAUAAAGAUAAGCCAAGUUCAACAGACAACGCCAGCUUAUAUUCACUGCACGAUUUUGACAUCAAUAUAGAAUUGGAUUUACCCGUACCUAAAGUGGUGACAUCUCAACCUAAGCAGCUGACGACAAAAGUGAAAGAGACUGGGCCGAAACGGUCCCUAAAUUUGGAGGAGUACAAGAAACGUCACGGACUCAUAUGAGCCUUGUUCAUGACAGACAGACAGAUUAAGUGUUUGUGAUUAUAGCUUUACAUAGACAGUUCCGUUUGGCACGCCGUUGUGAGGAUAGCAGAGCUAGUGGUAAUUCCAACCGGUGUGGUAAUUAGUAUGAGAGAGAUUACCACACUGGUUGGACACAGGGGCCGUCCAUUAAACACGUGAGGCUCUAUAGGGAGGGUCUUUUUUUUUAAAGGAUGAUAAUGGAAUGGUGCGCCCGCCUGCGCUAACGGUUUACGCUGGCGGGGCACCAGUGGAGGAUGAUAAGAUGAGCAUGAGGUCAGAUCGGUUAGCCCAACGUGACAAAUUCACCGGGAAUGUAUCACGAUGGUUUCCAGGGGGAACGGCUUGGAGGUCGAUCUGACAGGGUACAUUGCUGGCAUUGGGAUCAUUAGUCCACAUUACUAACAAUCCCCUUCUCCACAGGGGAGGGGGUCGAUAAAAAUAGGGGAUGUAGGAGUGUAGUAAGAUAUUACAUGUGUUA